Molecule: messenger RNA, 2690 nt
Organism: Halichondria panicea
Lineage: Eukaryota; Metazoa; Porifera; Demospongiae; Suberitida; Halichondriidae
Product: gamma-aminobutyric acid type B receptor subunit 2-like
Exons: 1
Coding region: 81-2486 (801 amino acids)
Biological process (GO): G protein-coupled receptor signaling pathway; gamma-aminobutyric acid signaling pathway
Cellular component (GO): G protein-coupled receptor heterodimeric complex; membrane
Molecular function (GO): G protein-coupled GABA receptor activity
Source: RefSeq, a predicted model, not a curated record
UCUAGAUCCUGCUCAAUCAAUUGAAAGUGCAAUCCCUGCAGACAACCAAUUUUGAAAGUGCAUGCAAGAACAGUGACACUAUGUCUAAACACAAGCUAGAACAUUGCUUCUUUUUGACAGUAGUGCUACUCACUAGUUUAUCAUUAGCUCUGGUGGAAGAGAAGCAUCCACUGUAUGUGUUAGUUACGGCACCGUACCCUCAUCCGAUCACAAACACUGGAUGGGACGCAGGAAUCUCUCUGACACCUGCUGUGAGACUGGCAUUUGAGCACAUAAACAACAAUUUCGACAUCUUGAGAAACUACAAACUGAUAUUAAUUGAACGAGAUUGUGGUUGCAGAUCAGGAAAUUCUAUUCCGGUAAACGUAUUCUCUUCAUUACUAUCCGGCACCUACUACAACCAACUGGAAGAAGAUGCAGAUAGACAAUUCUCACGAACUGCAGACGAACCUAAAAAUGUUGUUGGUAUUAUCGGAUCAGCAUGCUCGGAUGUUGCUAUUGCACUCGCUCCACUUAUCGCAAGACCAGAUAUAAACAUGCUCCAAAUUGCUCCAACUGCAAACUCUCCGCAAAUUGAGACAUCCAACUUCAGCACCACCUUUACUAUGUUAUCCUCCUCUUUGGCCUACAUUGAGAGUAUUGCAAAACUGAUAGAGUGCGUUGGUUGGUCAAGCAUAGGAGUUAUUUUUGACGGACUUGCUGGAAAUUUCCAAACUACAAAUCAGAGAUUUGAAGAGCGACUGAGACCUAUAAUUAAAUUUAACUCACCAGUGUAUGAUAUCAAUGACAGAGAUGUGAAUGUACUGUCAUUCAAUUUAAAUGAACUGAAAGAGAAAAGAGUCAGAAUAAUUGUAGUUUUUGCCGGUGACAAAAUAGCUCAAAAGUUGAUGUGUUUGGCAUACAAGUUUGACAUGAUCUACCCUCAGUACCAAUGGAUAUUCAGCGAGAGAUCUAUAAGAGAUUUCAAGAAAGAAGUGGAAAACUUUGAAUUCAAUGGAAACGUUUACCAAUGUUCUGCAAAUGAAAUAGAAAAAGCUGCCAAUGGUUCAAUUCUAAACAAAUACAGUCUAAUAUUAGACGAAGGUAACAUUUCAGUGACUUCUCAAAACUAUUCAACUUACAGAAAGCAGUAUGAAGAUUUCUUCACAGUACACAGCAAUGAGCCCAAAGUACAGAGAAUAUUGAACGCUACCAGAAAAACUAUUGAAAUGUACAUGCCGUCUAGCUUCUGGGAGAACACAUACUAUGAUGCAGGAUUGGCUCUUGGUCUUGCGUUAGACCAACUUUCAAUGGAUGGAUACAAUCUUAGUUCGUACAAGACUGGGAUGAUGUCUAACUUUACACAACUGCUAUCAAGCAAGUUAUUAAACGUCUCCUUCACUGGAGCCACAGGGCGUGUGAAGUUUAACACUCUCACAAAAAGUGUGCAAACGACAAUUUUUGUAACACAAUUAUAUCGAACCAACACAAGCGGUCUAAUCGAAGUACCUUUAACAAAAUACGCUGCUGAACAAAGUCUACAAUGCACAGGAUUUGGAUUCAUUAGCGACCGAUUUGAAGAAGUACCGAUCCAUAUUCACCUUAGUGUUGGGUUAAUCAUACUCUUCACUGCAAUCAUAUUUGUAAUAUUACUGGUUCUGCUACAGACUGCCUUCAUGCUGUGGAGUAGACAUCGCAGCAUCAAAGCUGUAAGCCCUAACCUUAGUCACCUGAUUUUCUCAGGCUGCUAUCUCUUUUCACUAGCAACUAUUAUACACACAGUUCAAGAAGCUUUCUUAACAAAAUAUGAAGUGAUAUACCCGGUGCUAUGCAGUGCAGUAAUGUGGUGUUUAAUGAUCGGCUCUUCUCUGAUUUUUGGAACUAUCUUUGUGAGAAUAUGGAGAGUUUUCCGAUUGUUCAAGCAUUUCAGAAAUAAAAGCCCGGGAGUACUACUGAACGACAAGGCGCUAAUCUGUGGUGUUAUUGCCUUUGUAGCGGUUGAUGUGGUUGUGUGUAUACUGUGGAUCGUGUACAGCCCAUGGACACUUGUGCAGACCACAGAAAUUAUUUUGCACAGUCAAUCAUUAUAUAUUCACUCAAGUUGUACGUGUCAAAAUAUAGAAUAUUGGAUAACAGGAGUUUCAAUUUACAAGGGAGGAAUUGCUAUUUUACUUGUUAUUUUUUCGGUACUAAAUCGAAAGAUUCAACGAAAACAUUUCAGCCAUACCAAAAAAGUCAACAUACUUGUGUACAGUCUGACAGUUCUAGGAGGGAUUGGAUUUCCACUCUACUUUCUGUUGAGAGAUAUUAACAUUCACGUAGCAUAUCUGAACAUUUGUGCUUUCUUCUUAAUCACCGUAACACUGUGCUGUGUUCUAAUGUUCAUGCCUCCAAUAGUCCCAAUCCUUAAACUCAAGCUCGGACUGAGCGAGGAAGAAUCGAUUUCACAACAUUUGAAAAGAAUAGUUACUUGGAAAGACUUCGACACUGAUGACAUAUCAGACUAACUAUAAUUAUUACAUUCAUUUUUCUCAUUCAUUCACGUGUGUGUGCUCCUGGUGCAACUACAACUACAUCUAUCAUUCUGUAUAACAACUGGCCAAAACUGAAUUGUAUAUACUCUGUAAGAUUUAUAAAUUAGUGUGUGUGUGUGUGUGUGUGACUAUAAUCUGCUCCUGGUACACUAAUCGUGUUAUCUCAUCACAAUCUCA